Messenger RNA from Spirometra erinaceieuropaei, 2940 nucleotides. Lineage: Eukaryota; Metazoa; Platyhelminthes; Cestoda; Diphyllobothriidea; Diphyllobothriidae. The record is from the annotation of a GenBank genome assembly.
AUGGAACACCGCGUCGGCGCCGUCGUGACGAGGCUCUGUCUGGCACACUGCUGGUCAGCCGGUUGGUGGUGGAGUGUCGCAUCGGCAUCGCCUAGACGAGGCUCCGCCUGGUACGCCGUUGAUCAGCCGGUGGGAUGGAUCUCCGAAUUGGCACUGUCGACAGGCGCCCAUCUGGUGCACCGUAGGAGACCUCAGGCUUGCGGCAAUGCCGUAAGCCAUUGGCAAAUUCGAGUCGUUCUUCCACUGCCAAAAAACUCGUGGCCCACAGUGGAGUUCGGCCGCGCCGGCACAUCAAGCAGCCCCUAUUCAGGUCCAGGGCACUGCUUGCUUCGGGGCGGGCCUGGAAAAGCUGGCCUAAAAAUUGCUGGGGAACCACGUCGUCUGCUGGCGCACCGUGGUCGCAGACGCAAAACUCACGGUCGAAACAAUCAAACUCGAAAAAACAACAACAACAACCAUACUCAUUCUCCUCAUCCUACCUCUUCUACCUCUACCUCCGUCUAUUCUUCUACCUAUACUUCUCCUUCAUCAUCUACUUCUCCACCUCCUUCCCGUCGCCCCACUCGUAUUCCCCAGACUGACAGGGUGAGGCCGCUCACUCUGGCAGCCUGGAAUGUUCGUUCCCUUUUAGACAACCAGAGGAGCAACCGACCGGAACGGAGGACGGCGCUAGUGGCACGAGAACUGGCGCGCUACAAGGUGGACAUCGCCGCACUCAGCGAGACCCGAUUCUCCGAACAAGGCCAACUGGAGGAGGUGGGUGCCGGUUACAGCUUCUUCUGGAGUGGUCGACCCAGGACAGAGAGACGAGACGCGGGCGUCGCCAUCGCCAUCCGGAAAGACAUCGUGGGAAGACUACCCAGUUUGCCGCAGGGAAUCAAAGAUCGCCUGAUGAGCCUCCGCCUGCCUCUCAGGCGAGGAGGCAAAUUCGCCACAAUCAUCAGCGCCUACGCUCCGACGAUGACCAACCCCGACGCCGUCAGAGACAAAUUCUACGAGGACCUGCACGCCCUCAUGGCGACUGUGUCGAAGGCGGACAAGUUGAUUGUCCUUGGUGACUUCAACGCCCGCGUCGGCACAGACCAAUGCGCCUUCCGUCGUCGUCAUCGUGGGACCACGGAUAUGAUCUUCGCAGCUCGCCAACUUCAGGAGAAGCGCCAGGAGAUGCGGACCCACCUGUACUCUACCUUCGUGGACCUGACGAAAGCCUUCGACACGGUGAAUCGUGAAGGACUGUGGAAGAUCAUGCAGAAAUUCGGCUGUCCGGAGCGAUUCACUCAGAUGGUGCGUCAGCUGCACGACGGUAUGAUGGCGCGAGUCACGGACAACGGAGCUGUCUCAGAGGCAUUCGCAGUGACCAAUGGAGUGAAGCAGGGCUGUGUGCUGGCGCCUGCCCUCUUCAGUCUUAUGUUCUCUGCCAUGCUGAUGGACGCCUACCGCGACCAACGCCCUGGAAUCCGCAUCGCCUAUAGAACGGACGGUCAUCUCCUGAAUCAACGGCGCAUGAACUUCCAAUCGCGUGUAUCCACAGCCACCGUGAACAAACUCCUCUUCGCCGACGACUGCGCCCUGAACACCACCUCAGAAGAGGAGAUGCAACGGAGCAUGGACCUAUUAUCCGCCGCCUGCGAUAAAUUUGGGCUGGUUAUCAACACGCAGAAGACGGUGGUGAUGCAUCAGCCGCCUUCCAACUCAGACACAGCCCCCAACGCGCCUCACAUCAACGUGAAUGGGACUCAACUGCAAGUGGUAGAGAACUUCACGUACCUGGGAAGUACCCUAUCUCGCAACACAAAGAUCGAUGACGAAGUCGCCAACAGAAUCUCGAAAGCCAGUCAAGCCUUCGGUCGCCUCCGAAGCACAGUCUGGAAUCGCCACGGUCUCCAACUGAGCACAAAGCUGAAGAUGUACGAGGCCGUCAUCCUGCCGACGUUACUGUACGGAGCAGAGACAUGGACAGUGUACACGAGGCAGGCACGUCGACUGAAUCACUUCCACCUCAGUUGUCUCCGUCGCAUCCUGAGGCUGAACUGGCAGGAUCGAAUCCACCGACACGGAAGUACUGGAACGAACGGGAAUCCCCAGCAUCUACGCCAUACUGAGACAAAUGCAGCUGCGCUGGAGCGGCCACCUGGUGCGCAUCGACGACGAGCGACUACCCAAACGACUCUUCUACGGAGACGUCGCGACGGGUUCUCGUCGUCAAGGAGGCCAAAUUCGCCGUUACAAGGAUACCCUGAAGUCCUCCCUGAAGCGCCUGCAAAUAAACCCGACCAACUGGGAAGAGCUCGACCGCGAUCGUUCGACAUGGAGGAGAACAGUGAAGACGGGCGCUGCUAUCUACGAAGCCAACCGCAUCGCCGCCGCCAAAGCGAAAUGCGAAGCCCGCAAAUCACAACUUCGUCCAGUCCGCAACGCCGCCGCACCACCUCCCCCUACGUGUCCUCGAUGUCAACGGACAUUCCGGGCACGAAUCGGACUUGUUGGACAUCUUCGAAUCAACUGUGCCUCUCGAACUGCUCCAGCCAUCGUCCCCUGCCCGCCUCUUCCUCGUCCUCUCUACCACCAACUAACUCUGAUAACUCUUCUGAACCACCACUUCCAUCAUCCUCCUUAUCCUCCACUGCCCCAACGGCGGCCGUUCAGACUGCCGUCUCACACAUCACCAACCCCAACACAGCAACCGCCACCACCCGCACCUCUCCCGAUCCCAGUGAUGAGGAUCAGGACUGCACCUGCCCUCACUGCGACCGCACCUUCACCUCUCGCAUCGGCCUGGUCGGUCACUUGCGAAUCCAUCGCACAGAGACUGGUGAACCAGUGCCUGGAGCACCAACCUACACCCACCGCACUCGCCUCAACUGCCCACACUGCCCUCGCACCUUCACGCAUCGCAUGGGUCUAUUCGGCCACAUACGCAUCCACGACGACCUGCGGUAG